This is a messenger RNA of Lactuca sativa (garden lettuce), 629 nucleotides long. RefSeq lists its product as uncharacterized. Gene Ontology annotation, cellular component: COPII-coated ER to Golgi transport vesicle; Golgi membrane; endoplasmic reticulum membrane. Gene Ontology annotation, biological process: endoplasmic reticulum to Golgi vesicle-mediated transport. The record is from RefSeq and is a predicted model, not a curated record. Lineage: Eukaryota; Viridiplantae; Streptophyta; Magnoliopsida; Asterales; Asteraceae.
UCUUAAACGCCAAACACAGGAGGACUAGAAUGCAAAUUACCAUUAAAGGUGUAACCCUCUUUCAAAGAUUCAUUUCUCGGUGUACGCGAUACACAUCAGAUCGAUCUCUGUUCGUCUCCCGAUUCCACUCCUCCUGAUCUUUCGAUUCCUUAACCCAGGAUAUGGGUCUGUGGACACUAUUAGAGGGGUGUUUGCUUAUAGCAAAUGCACUAGCAGUAUUGAAUGAAGAUCGUUUUCUUGCACCUAGAGGAUGGAGCUUUCAAGAAUACUCAGGGGUGAAAAGAAAUUCCUUCAAAGGACAAAUCAUUGGUCUCAUUUAUGCAACCCAAUACUUAAGAGUCAUAUUGAUAAUGCUCAACUCCCUCUGCAUUGUGGUAAAGCUAGUUUCUGGAUAAUUAUCCAAAGUAAGUCAUUCUUCAAGGCUGGACCUAGUCACCCAAAACUCGGAGUGGAUUUUGUUGAAAAUCAAAUAAUCUUUUCUGUGUAAUAGUUGCUUUUGAUCCAUAUUUCAGUUAGUGUAUUGAGUUUGCUGUAGCAUUUGUUUAAUUGUGUUAAAUCUUCUUCUUUUUUGUUAUUGUUACGUGACAAUCCACAUUUUUUGGUGAAGCAGGAAAUUGCGGUUUUCGUUA